CUACUCAAGUCAGACCUCACAUGUCCAAACCACUUCAAAAUUUUGGAUCUCUCCCAAUGUCUACUCGCCUCAUUCUUCUCGUCUCCUUCGUUAGUCUCCUGUUACUCUGUUCGCUAUCUCCCUCCUUCUCGAAGGACCAAGAUGACAAAACCAAACCAGUAACUGAAGAAGAUGAUGAAGAUCUCAGCUUCCUCGAAGCCGACGACGACCAGAGUGCCGCCUCCCAGCUCCAGUACCCGGACUCGGACCAAUUUGACGAUGAAGAUGGAUCCGAUGCUGAAGAUUUCGAUAACUUCGGAGAUUUCGAUGGUUCGGAUGCGGAUCAGUACAAACAACCCGAAGUGGACGAGCAAGACGUGGUCGUUUUGAAGGAGGGGAAUUUCAGUGAUUUUAUUGAGAAGAACAAGUUUGUAAUGGUGGAGUUCUAUGCACCGUGGUGCGGGCACUGCCAGGCUCUGGCGCCGGAGUAUGCUGCGGCUGCUACAGAGCUGAAGGGGGAGAACGUGGUCCUCGCCAAGGUUGAUGCUACCGAGGAAAACGAGCUGGCUCAGGAGUACGAUGUGCAGGGUUUCCCUACUGUGCACUUCUUUAUCGAUGGAGUUCACAAGCCUUACCCUGGCCAGAGGACCAAGGAUGCUAUAGUAACCUGGAUUAAGAAGAAGACAGGACCUGGUAUUUACAACGUAACCACAUUGGAUGAUGCUGAACGUAUAUUGACUUCUGAAAGUAAAGUUGUUUUGGGCUACCUGAACUCUUUGGUGGGUCCAGAGAGUGAGGAGCUUGCUGCUGCUUCUAGACUUGAGGAUGAUGUAAAUUUUUACCAAACGGUGAAUCCUGAUGUUGCUAAGCUUUUCCACAUUGACCCCAAAGUUAAACGCCCUGCUUUGGUAUUGGUUAAAAAGGAGGCUGAGAAAUUGAGCUAUUUUGAUGGCCAAUUUGUUAAAUCCGAAAUAUCUGAGUUCACAUUUUCCAACAAGCUUCCAUUAGUGACUAUUUUUACCAGAGAAAAUGCCCCUUCAAUUUUUGAGAGUCCAAUAAAGAAACAGUUAUUGUUGUUUGCCACCUCAAACAAUUCGAAGAAUGUUAUCUCGGUGUUCCAAGAAGCAGCUAAACUUUUCAAAGGAAAGCUUAUCUUCGUCUAUGUGGAGAUGGAUAAUGAAGAUGUUGGAAAGCCUGUAUCAGAUUAUUUUGGUAUUACUGGGGAUGGUCCAAAAGUUCUUGCAUACACAGGAAAUGAUGAUGCUAAAAAAUUUGUACUUGAGAAGGAAGUAACCUUGGAUAAUCUUAAGGCUUUUGGCGGGGAUUUCAUUGAAGACAAGCUUAAGCCGUUCUACAAAUCAGAUCCAAUUCCUGAAACUAAUGAUGGGGAUGUGAAAAUUGUGGUUGGGAAUAACUUUGAUGAAAUUGUUUUAGAUGAGUCGAAGGAUGUCCUCCUUGAGAUAUAUGCACCAUGGUGUGGGCACUGCCAAUCACUAGAGCCUACAUAUAACAAGCUUGCGAAACAUUUACGUGGUAUAGAGUCCCUUGUUGUAGCAAAGAUGGAUGGAACAACAAAUGAGCAUCCCCGGGCUAAGGCUGAUGGGUUCCCGACACUUCUGUUCUUCCCAGCUGGGAACAAAAGUUUUGAUCCUAUCACUGUUGAUGCUGAUCGUACUGUGGUGGCAUUUUACAAGUUCCUCAAGAAACAUGCAUCAAUUCCAUUCAAACUCGAAAAGCGAGCUUCAACUCCAAAGCUGGAGAGUUCUGAAGUGAAAGAGGCUUCUGACAGUAGCUUUGAUGACGUGAAGGAUGAAUUAUGAGGAUUUUUACUAGUUCGCUAAUUUAUGCCUUGCUAGCUGCUACCUAAAUGCUAGAGGAAUGGUGUCAGAUAGAGGGUGAUAUGAUGAAGAACACCAGACGAGAACCUGUCUCAGAAAUUUUCGCCUGGGUGAGCAAGAGAAAGGAGGUGUAUUAGCUUUCAAGAACUGUUUGUGGUUGAGAAUUUUACUUAUAGUUUGUUUGUUUGUUUUUUUUUUUUUCUGGCCAGUUGUUUUGCUUAUAAUUUAAUAAAAUGCUUCUUCCUUGUUUCUUUGCAUGCAUGUAUUGGAGUCUGAUAAUUUACCAGAUGUUGUGUGGUUAGCGUUCUUCCUAAUUGACAGAUUGAAUGCUGCUCUGAUUGAUUAGGAUCUACAAUCUUCUCGUAUUAA
This is a messenger RNA of Tripterygium wilfordii, 2186 nucleotides long. Its product is annotated as protein disulfide isomerase-like 1-4. The coding region runs from base 21 to 1799 and encodes 592 amino acids. Gene Ontology annotation, cellular component: endoplasmic reticulum. Gene Ontology annotation, molecular function: protein disulfide isomerase activity. The transcript is spliced from 12 exons. The record is from RefSeq and is a predicted model, not a curated record. Gene Ontology annotation, biological process: protein folding; response to endoplasmic reticulum stress. Lineage: Eukaryota; Viridiplantae; Streptophyta; Magnoliopsida; Celastrales; Celastraceae.